AUGGCAAGCAUUUGGCCGCUAUCGCACCUGGUAGUAAGCGAUGAUGUGACCAACGAUGAAGCGUACCUACCCAUAAGCAACCUUCUAACUCAGGCCUUGAAGACACCCAGAUACCACUUACAUACGGUGAAGGAAAACAUCGCGAAGAAACCUGGACUUAAGUUUGAAAACGCCAAUCCGCCUUCAAGCGUGGUGAUUAAUGCUCAAACCUUCACCGUGUGCACAGAGAUCUUUGCGCAGCACUUUUAA
Molecule: messenger RNA, 249 nt
Organism: Spodoptera exigua (beet armyworm)
Lineage: Eukaryota; Metazoa; Arthropoda; Insecta; Lepidoptera; Noctuidae
Source: the annotation of a GenBank genome assembly